GAAAUACAUGUUUUUAGAACGUCAGUGAAGUUUACAUUUGUUUUCAAAUGCAUGGAAAACUUUCUUUUAAUAGUUAGAAAUAAAAUUCUAUUUAAACAUUUUCAACGAAUGUUUAUUUUGAAAAAUAGCUGAUAAAGUAUAUAACAGUUAUGGGUGAGGAGAGUGCAAAUAAUAUUCAUCAGAGUGCUUUAAAGUUAGUCAAAGACAUACAUUAUGGGAAGCUCACGGGUACUUAUAAUAUUGUCGUGGCAACGAUUCGAAUACUGAAAGAAAUAAUUAGUACAACAGAAUGGGAUACGGCAAAACAACUUAUGGAAUUGAUAGUAUUAAAUGGGAAAUAUAUUGUCAACGCCAUUCCUCUAGAGGCAUCAAUUGGUAAUAUGGUUAGAAGAAUACUUCAAAUAAUUAGAGAAGAGUAUACAUCAGAAUUGAAAAAUAAACCUGAAGAUGUAGAUGCUCAAGAGUCACUUCAUAAAAUUAUUACUUCUGGGAAGGACCAAGAUAUUGACUUUAAUCUCUCUGUACCUUCUUUAAAAGAAGCUUUAAUUGAGCAUAUCGAUGAGUUUGAAGUUGAAUUAGAAACAUGCUCGGAAAACAUUACACAACAAGCAUCAGAACAUAUUCACUCAAAUGAAAUUAUCAUGACACUUGGGAGAUCUAAAAUGGUUGAAGAAUUUUUCAAGAAGGCUGCAGAAACGAGAACAUUCGAAGUAAUUGUAGCUGAAGGAGGUCCAUUUUUAGGGGGACAUGAGAUGGCAUCAAAUCUAGCAAAACAUAAAAUAAAAACAACUUUAAUAUCAGAUGUUGCUAUUUUUGCUAUGAUGUCUCGAGUAAAUAAAGUAAUAAUUGGUACCCAUACUGUGAUGGCAAAUGGAGGAUUAAGAGCUCUUACUGGAUCUAGAACAGUUGCGCAGGCUGCUGAACAUUAUUCCGUUCCGGUGAUGGUUUUAUUGCCUCCAUAUAAACUCUCACCCUUAUAUCUCUGUUCUUAUGAACAGAAUGCUUUUAAUAAACACAUUGCACCCGUUCAAGGAGUUAUUGAUGGUGCCAACGCAGCUCUUUUGGAGAGAAUUCAAACUCAUAAUCCUGUUUUUGAUUAUGUGCCUCCUGAAUUAGUUGAUUUAUUUAUUACAAAUACUGGCGGCAAUGCACCUUCUUAUAUUUAUCGAUUCCUGACUGAACUUUAUCAUCCGGAUGAUUAUGAAUUGUAAUAAAACAUCCAGGAAUUUAUGAAAUUGACAAAAAGAAAAUUGUAAUUUAU
This is a messenger RNA of Chelonus insularis, 1261 nucleotides long. It is a transcript of the gene eIF2Bbeta, whose product is annotated as eukaryotic translation initiation factor 2B subunit beta. Gene Ontology annotation, molecular function: translation initiation factor activity; guanyl-nucleotide exchange factor activity. Gene Ontology annotation, biological process: translational initiation. Lineage: Eukaryota; Metazoa; Arthropoda; Insecta; Hymenoptera; Braconidae. Bases 150 to 1211 code for a protein of 353 amino acids. The transcript is spliced from 6 exons. Gene Ontology annotation, cellular component: eukaryotic translation initiation factor 2B complex. The record is from RefSeq and is a predicted model, not a curated record.